This is a messenger RNA of Ziziphus jujuba (common jujube), 1191 nucleotides long. RefSeq names its product protein DCL homolog, chloroplastic. Gene Ontology annotation, biological process: chloroplast rRNA processing; chloroplast organization. The transcript has 3 exons. NCBI's taxonomy places the organism in Eukaryota, Viridiplantae, Streptophyta, Magnoliopsida, Rosales, Rhamnaceae. Gene Ontology annotation, cellular component: chloroplast. Bases 108 to 782 code for a protein of 224 amino acids. The record is from RefSeq and is a predicted model, not a curated record.
AAGAUUUCCUUCUAUCAGUAAAGCCGUCUUCCAAUUGCUACUCAAGCCCAAAGAAAACCAUGGCUUUGACUGUGAGGAACUGACACGCCCUAGUAUAUGUUUUGGCCAUGGCGACGAUCUCUAGGGCCUCAUCAUCAGCACCACCUCAUCAUGUUCAGCUCCAUAGAAACUCAAUCCCAGUGACCUCGUCUUCUUCUUGGAAUUCGAGCCUAAACAUACAGUUUUGCAGAACUCGACGCGUUUGUGCUCUGAAAACGGAAGGAGGCAGGGUAAGUAGCAGCCAACACGCUUAUGCUCCCGGUUUGCUGAAGAAGCCGGUGGUGGUUGUUUCUCAGCCCCCUGAUAGAAAGGAAGAGGAAGAAGAUCAGGUAGAGGAGGAAGAGAGAGAUGGGUCUGAGUGCAAUCAGUGGGUGGAUUGGGAGGAUAAGAUUUUGGAGGACACUGUGCCUCUCGUUGGCUUUGUCAGAACCAUUCUUCAUUCUGGAAAGUAUAAGAAUGGGGAUAGACUGGGUCCAGAGCAUGAGAAAACAAUUCUCGAGAGGUUGCUUCCUUAUCAUCCCAGUUAUGAGACAAAGAUAGGUUGUGGAGUUGAAUCAAUCAUGAUUGGAUAUCAUCCAGAGUUCAAAGAAACCAGAUGUAUGUUUGUAGUUCGGAAGGAUGGAGAGUUGGUGGACUUCUCAUAUUGGAAAUGCAUAAAGGGUUUGAUCAGGAAGAAAUAUCCUCUGUUUGCUGACAGUUUCAUUCUCAGACAUUUUCGACGUCGCAGACAUGGAAAGAUUUGAAGCUCUUACAAACCAUACUUGAGCCUUUUCACACCGCUAAGCUCGAUGGUCAAUGGAAAAAUUUAUAAAAAAAAAAAAAAAAAAAAAAAAAAAAAAGCUCCCCAUGGUUAGAAAUUUCAAGCUACGUACAAGAUUCGGAAAUUACAAAUGCAUCUAUAGGGCUACUUAAAAUUUUCCAACUCAUUGCAUGUGGUUGAUCGACAUGUUUACUGCUGAAUGAAUUUCCAUUUUUCUUUUUUUUUCUUUUUAGUGUUGUAAUAUAAGGAAGCAAGAACCAGCUUACACCUUUUUCAUGGCCUCUGAAGCUUGAUUAAUUUGUCUGAUCUCUGAGGUCAUUCAUUCCUGCUGAGUGAAUCUGUAAUUUACAAAAUUCUGAAAUUUGGAGAAACGAUUAAUUAAUUCUUGCUAA